Molecule: messenger RNA, 1389 nt
Organism: Penicillium canescens
Lineage: Eukaryota; Fungi; Ascomycota; Eurotiomycetes; Eurotiales; Aspergillaceae
Exons: 3
Coding region: 1-1389 (462 amino acids)
Source: RefSeq, a predicted model, not a curated record
AUGCCUAUUCCUACACGCUCAGCCUCGCUGCGCGAGCCACGUAAACAGACCUCCAAUAUAGCACGACCUACCACGAAACCUUUACCCACCGCUGGAAGAGAAACGACUGAGAAUGAGAAGAGCCGCUCAUCAUCGAACUCCUCGCUGGUCGAGGCCCCGAAAGACAAUGGAGCCCGUGGGAGGACUCAGCUCCCUCAGCGCAAUACCCUGACAGACCGUCCAACCGGUCAGCGGCUUCAGCCCAGCAAGCUCCCACGCGGGGAUCCGUCACCGACAAGACGAGAUAGAUCCCCAGACAAGAAAAUGGGACGACCAGACUCUUCGGCCGCGAAGCCUACGACAUUACUCAACCGCCGACAAAGCCUCAUGCGACCCGCCUUGAAGACGCCCGCGAAACCUAUUAUCCCACCAAAGAGCUCGGCCACACCCCCGUCACCCCGAAAACCGCCAGUCAGAGCUCCAGUCCAGCCUCCUCCAUCCAGAAGACCUCCCUCGCCUAAAAAGACCGACAUGCCACCCCCGCCACGACCAACCCGCUCCUCUUCCCUUAGACAGCCUGUCAGCGCUACCCAGCCACGACCUACGAAAUCAUCCAAGCCUCCGACGCCUGUUGCGGAUGCAAUCGACACAGGCAAUCUAUUGAUUCCUGCGUCGUGGCCGGACAUUACAGCUCUACAGACUGAACUCCUUCAAUUAAGCUUGUUCCAUUCCAGUUCGUUACAGAGGCAGGCUGAGUGGAUGUCUGCUUCGGAGACCCAUCUACGCAAGAAGUACGAUGAAGUAGCUGGUCAAUACCGGUCGUUGAUAGCAGAUGAAACGCGACGCCAGUGUGAGCUUAAUGCACAGGCUCUUGGUCUUUGGCUUUCUAGUUGCCAGGAGCAUCAUGGUCCACAUGACUUUUCUGAGCAAAUUCAAAUUCUAUCACAGGUUAUACAAGACGUUUCCGAUAUGGUUGCUGCUGAAGGAAGUGGGAAAUACUCCUGUGCUGUCAAAUCGUUUGAGGAUUGGAUUGACCACGCCGAGUUCAUUCGCCAGAACCGUGAAGUGAACAAGAGUGAUGCCGGUGUCUUCAUUGACCCCUUACCACGCAGCUGGAAGGAGUCACUACGUGAGUUGAAUCUCAAACUGGAGCUCUGUACACGCCAUUUACAAACCCUUGACAUCCUGGGCUUCGGCCAUGUGGAACAACUGGAAGGAGCUGCCCUUACGAGGGUGAUCCUGAAUCUGGGAGAAUUGAUACAGCUCAUGACACAAGAGAUUCGUGUAAUACGAACACUCGAGGCAGAGGUGGUGCGCUCGGAGAGAGAUUCCGUCAGUCUUCUUGCGACACAACUCGCAGGAUCUCCGAGAGAGAUGAGAGCUCCCCGAGUUGGGGUGUGGAGGAGUUAG